AGAUGGCGCCAAAGAAAACCCCCAAGAAGCGCCCCAGGAAGCCCCAGUUUGAGGUCGGGGAGCGGGUGUUGUGUUUCCGAGGGCCCCUGCUUUAUGAAGCGGAGUGUGUGAAAGUGUCCGUUAAGUACAGGAAGGUCAAGUACCUCGUUCACUACCCGGGAGGUAACGAGAAGGGCCCCAUGCGGACCCGGCUCUCCGAAAAGCUGGCCAAGAUGGAGGUUCGGGAGAAGCCGAAAGCCAGGGAGGACGAUAAGGCCCAUGAGACUGGGGAGCAGAGUGAAGGCCAUAAAGCCCCCAAGGCUAGUGAAGUCAGUCAAACCAGUGAGGCCCCUGAAUCCCAUAAGGUCCGAGUAGUCUGUGAGGCCCGAGAAGCCCCCCAGGCCCCUGAUGGAGGCACUGAGGCUCACGGGAUCCUUGAGAUUCUUGAAGCCACCAGGGUCCUUGAAAUCUGUGAGGGCCGUGAAGUUGCCGAGGUCCCCGAAUAUGCCAAAGCCCCAGAUGCAACCGGGGAGACCCGUGAAACCUCUAAAGCGCGUGAAAAGCGUGAAAAGCGCAAGGCUCGCAAGGCGCGCAAGGCUCAGGCAAUGCGUAAAGCUCAAGAAGAAGCCGGGGCCCAAGAACCUGCCGAGGACACUGAAACCCGUGAAGCUGCCACAGCCUGUGAUGAAGCCAAGGUCAGUGGCGUCCGUGAAACUCGUAUGGCCCGUAUGAUCCGUGAGGCCCGUGAAGCUGCCGCGGCCCAAAAAGCUGCCGCAGUAGCCAGUGAACUCCCUAAAAAUGUCGAGGUCUGUGAAGCUGCUGAGGCCAGCGCAUCCUGUGAGACCGUUGAAACCAGUGAUGGUAGAAAGGUUAGCGCUGCCAGUAAAGAGCAGGCAGGGGGCAAAGCUAAGGCCAAGAGAAAGGGUAAGGGAAAGGCCAAGGCUAAGACUGAUGGAGACCACUUACCUGCUGAAGAUGAUGAUUUUGCCUCUCAAGACCCUCUCUGCCCUACUGCUGGCUGGGAUGAUGAGUGGGUUCCAGAAAGUAGAUUACUGAAGUAUUCAGAAACCAAUCUGCAGAAACAGAGAGAACUUUUUGAAGCUACUCAAGAGCAGUCUCCAAAAGGGAAAGGAGACGAGGCAGCUUCAGGAAAAAAGACCCCUGAGGGCCCAGAGCAGAAUCCUGUAAAAGACAGUGUUGAAGUCCCCUCAACAUCAAAAGGGGCAAAGAGAAGGAACCAGAAACCAGUGACUGAAACAGAUAGGAGCGGCGCAGGAAACAGAGAUGGCAGUAGUAGCAGUGAAGUAUCUCAGCAACCACAUUGGAGGAGACAAGCCCUAGUGAACUCUGAUGGUGAACCACGUACAGGAUUUACAAGAAGAUCUGACUUUAAAAUAAACAUUCCCACAGAACUGAAACCAUGGCUUGUGACAGACUGGGAUUUGGUCACUGCACAAAAGAAAUUAUUUUGUCUCCCUGCCAAGAAGAAUGUGGAGUCCAUUCUAGAGGACUAUGAACUUUAUGAAAAGUCUUAUGCCAACUCAGAAGAAAAAAUCUAUGCUGUUCCUGAAAUUGUAGCAGGGAUUCGAGUAUACUUUGAUGUAAUGCUAGGCACUCACUUGUUGUACAAAUUUGAGAAACCACAGCAUUCUGAAAUCCUAGCAAAAAACCCUGGCGUCCCAAUGUCACAGAUCUAUGGAGCACCGCAUCUACUGCGACUGUUUGUAAAAAUUGGAGACGUGCUGUCCUGCACAUUCUUUGAUAGUCAUAGUACCAAUUUAUUGUUAAAGUAUUUGCAUGAUUUUGUAAACUAUUUAGAAAAAAAUUCUGCAGCUUUGUUUAGUCCCAAUGAUUAUGAGCCUGCUUCUCCUGAGUAUCUUCAGAAAGUUGCAGAAGAGCCUGAGAAUGUUGGUCAUAGUUAA
Messenger RNA from Dromiciops gliroides (monito del monte), 1901 nucleotides. Its product is annotated as mortality factor 4-like protein 1. The coding region runs from base 3 to 1901 and encodes 632 amino acids. Gene Ontology annotation, biological process: regulation of DNA-templated transcription; chromatin organization. Gene Ontology annotation, cellular component: NuA4 histone acetyltransferase complex; nucleus. The record is from RefSeq and is a predicted model, not a curated record. The transcript has a single exon. Lineage: Eukaryota; Metazoa; Chordata; Mammalia; Microbiotheria; Microbiotheriidae.